UUUUUUUUUUUUUUUUUUUUAAUUGUAAUUAUAAUGUCAAUAAAAUUCCUUCAGGCACUUUAAUUUUUAAAAAGACGGUUGUUUCCUUGUGGUAUUCUAAAAAUGCCACAAGAAAAGAAGCAGCAAUGGCCGAAUGUACCAGCAACAAAAAGAGUCUGGUAAAGGCAACCAUAGUGUCACAUUGGAAUAGAAAAUAAUUAAACUAAAUAACGAAGCUGACACAAAUUAUCCAUUAAAUUAAAUCCAAUGGAAGAAUAUAUAAUGUGAAAGAAAGUUAAAAAAAAGUAUUUUGGAACUAUAACUGCAUGAAAAGAAUCAAAGCAUGAAUGCCAAAAGUAGUUGUAUUGUCAUAAGCAUAUUUGAAAAUGUGCUUAUGACUUUCCCACGAUCUGUGACUGCAGGACCCAAAAUAAAUCAGAAGAGGAAGCACGUGUUCAUCUUCUGGGGAAAAAAAUAGUCAUCAAAUUCUGAAGGGAACUGAGAGUGCAGGUUCAGAGCAUCAUUAGCGGAUUAAUUAGUGGCAGUGUUGCACUUCCUCUGUCAUCAAAAGCAGUGAGAAGGCCAGAAAUAAACAAACCUUUGUGCAAAAGUUAUCAAGUUAGUGUUUGCGUAAACUUUUGACUGUCAAACUGGCACUUGUGAGUUUUUCAGGCAGGACAUUUUUAACAAUGUGCUCAACAGCUGCGGAUUUGUAGUCAUUUCAGGAGUGAUAGGAGGCAUUUAUAAAAAUAUUUAAUAAGACUCAACUAAAUAAUAAUGAUAAAAAAUUAAACAUUAGAUGUGUGGGGAUUCCUGUUUAUAAUUUUAUGUCACCAUUUCAACUGUGACAUUUAUAAUAUGCACAUUGUUUUUACAAAAUGCAUAUGGUAAAAAUAAUAUGCAUUUUUAUGUGAUACAUUUCCGUCAAGGAAACAUAAUGGCUGUUUACGAAAUGUGAAACCUUAGAUAUGGUCGCCUCUGACGUCUGACUUCCUCAAAUGGUAAGAGGUUGAGCUAGAUGCUUUUUUCCUCAAUGCGUUUUCUGCAGAUCUGACAGUCAAGCACAGUAGCAGCACCCGUCCAGACAAUGGAGAACAUCUACGCCAAUGAACCCAUUAAAUUCGUCUCUAAAAGUCCAGCAAUUACCCUAAGAAGAAAGAAUGAGUGGAGGAAAGAGCAAGGUUUAGAAAACUCUAAAACAAGAGUUUAUGUCGGUGUUAUCAUCCUACUGGGGCUCCUGACUACUUCCCUGCUGGCUGGACUGAUCUAUGUUCUUCUCCUCUGUGACCAAACUGGCAAUUUGGUAGUGGAUUUCUCCAUCAAGCUUUCUUCUGUGACUCAAGAGAAAGACCGACUGAAUGCCAGCCUCACUGAGAUGAAUGAAGAGCUGAGCAGGCUUAGACAAAAGGAGGGAUGUCCUGCAGGGUGGACGAGGUUCUACGGUUCUUGUUAUCUUGUGUAUGGAUGCGGUUCCUGGGAUGCAGCCAGAGAAUACUGCGUGAAGAAAAACGCCCAUCUUGUGGUGAUAAACAGCACAGAAGAACAGAACUUUGUGGCUUCGUCUACUGAGGAUUCAGUUUGGAUCGGUUUGAAUGACAAACAAACUGAGGGUACCUGGGUGUGGGUUGACGGAUCUUCUCCGGCUCUCACGUUCUGGGUGGAGAAUCAGCCUGAUAAUGGCGGUAAAGCCUAUGGAGCUGCAGAGGAGGACUGUGCACACAUCAGAACUGAUGACCUCUGGAACGACCUUCCAUGUUCUCAAACUCAGAACUGGAUCUGUGAAAAAGAAAUAACAUAGAUGGUAUAAAUAAGCAUUUCUAACUGCUUUGCAUUAUAGGGUAAUAUGCCAUUUUGACCUGUUAUUAAAUAGAUGCAGCUUGUAAUGGCUAGUGUUAUUUUUGAAUUUUGAAUGCAACUCUUGCUUUUUCAGAAUUGUUCAAUAAAUAAAUAUGUUUUUCUUUGUCAUAUGCAAUAAUACUUCUGUCCGAUUCAUUUUCUUCUAUUCCCUAUAAUCAACAAAAUCAGUGUUUUGCAUGUUACUCUUUCACACUGCUUAAAAAAAAAAUCUGUACCUUUAACCUCAAUGACCGUAAAAACAUGUCUACCUUUCAGGAAUACUUUCUU
This is a messenger RNA of Gambusia affinis (western mosquitofish), 2103 nucleotides long. RefSeq names its product CD209 antigen-like protein C. The transcript has 6 exons. Gene Ontology annotation, molecular function: signaling receptor activity. NCBI's taxonomy places the organism in Eukaryota, Metazoa, Chordata, Actinopteri, Cyprinodontiformes, Poeciliidae. The record is from RefSeq and is a predicted model, not a curated record. Bases 1067 to 1777 code for a protein of 236 amino acids.